UCUCUCUCUCCUUCUUUGCGCUCAGUAACUUUGUACAGAGGGAUGCGGUCGAACGGCGCUGCCUGAAAAUGGCACUCCUAUGGAUUUAUCCUUCCCUUCUGACCUCUACAUCUCUUUUCGACAAGUCAGACGUUAAGGACUUAUCCAGAAAAUGAAGUGACACUACUGGACUCCAUGUCAGCGCUAGGGGACCUAGGCUGGGUGGCUUAUCCAUCGGAAGGGUGGGAAGAAAUCAGUGUAAUGGAUGAACGGAACACCCCCAUGCGCACUUAUCAAGUAUGUAACGUUAUGGAAGCCAAUCAGAAUAACUGGCUGCGCACUAGCUGGAUUCCCCGUGAUGGUGCACAGCGUGUUUAUAUUGAAAUUAAAUUUACUCUGCGUGAUUGUAACAGCCUUCCUGGAGUUCCAGGCACGUGCAAAGAAACUUUUAACAUGUAUUAUUAUGAGUCAAACAACAGUAACCUUUGGAUAAUUAAAGAGAACCAAUAUGUCAAGAUAGACACAAUUGCAGCUGAUGAGAGUUUCACCCAGGUGGAUGUUGGAGACAGGGUGAUGAAGUUGAACACAGAGGUACGGGAUAUUGGCCUUUUGAGCAAAAGAGGAUUCUACUUGGCCUUUCAGGAUGUUGGGGCUUGCAUUGCUCUAGUUUCGGUUCGUGUUUUCUAUAAGAGGUGUCCUCUCACAGUUCGCAAUUUAGCCCAGUUUCCUAACACAGUCACGGGAGGUGACUCAGCUUUGGUGGAGGUUCACGGUUCUUGUGUUAACAAUUCAGAGGAAUUUGAGAACCCAAAAAUGUACUGUAGCGCUGAUGGAGGCUGGCUUGUACCUAUUGGUCGAUGUAUCUGCAAGCCUGGAUUUGAGGAGUGGAAGGAUAUAUGUCAAUCAUGUCGACCUGGCUUUUACAAGCCUUUGGCAAUGGAUGCCUACUGCAUGAAAUGCCCACCUUACAGCUACUCGGACAAGGAGGGGGCUUCAGAGUGUGUCUGUGAGAAAGGAUACUACAGAGCUGAGACAGAUCCCAAAUCAAUGGCCUGCACACGACCUCCAUCUGCUCCAGAAAACCCCAUCUCUGUUAUUAAUGAGACAUCAGUGAUUCUGGAAUGGAGCCCACCCCGUGAAAAUGGAGGUCGAGGUGAUGUUACAUACAACAUAAAUUGUAGAAAGUGUCCAUCUGAGGGAAGAAUGUGUAAUCCAUGUGGAAGUGGUCUUCACUUCAUCCCACGCCAAUCUGGGCUCAUCUACACAAAAGUUCUUGUCACAGAUCUGCAACCACAUACCAAUUAUAUAUUUGACAUUGAGGCAGUUAAUGGAGUUUCAGACCUAAACUCUAACCCACGGCCGUACAUUUCUGAGAAUGUCACCACCAGCCAAGCAGUGAACGUCAUUCUAAAAGAGAGGAAAAGUAAAGACAGCAUCACAUUAGCUUGGCAAGGACCAGAAAGGACUAAUGGAGCAAUUGUGGAAUAUGAAGUGAUCUAUUAUGAAAAGAAUCAAAGGGACCAGAAUUACACAGUAUUGAAGACGAAAUCGAAUAGUAUGAGAGUGGAUGGAUUGAAACCUGGUACUACAUAUGUGUUCAGAGUUAGGGCACGAACUGAUGGAGGCUAUGGAAAUUAUGGGGGUGAAAUUGAACUGGAAACUAACCAUGAAGAUAUGCUUGCUAUUGGGGAUCCGAAUCAGCCCACCAUUCUAGCAGUGUCCAUCGCUGGAGGAAUAGUGCUACUUAUAUUCCUGGUGGCCUGCUUUGUUGUUAGUGGCAGGCAUUGUGGAUAUAUCAAAGCGAAGCAAGAUCCAGAUGAAGAAAAAAUGCAGUUUCAACAUGGAAGAGUGAAGCUGCCAGGAAGCAGGACUUACAUACACCCACAUACUUAUGAGGACCCCAAUCAAGCAGUCCGAGAUUUUGCUAAAGAAAUUGAUGCAUCAUGCAUUCGGAUUGAGAGAGUAAUAGGAGCAGGUGAGUUUGGAGAGGUGUGCAGUGGCCGACUAAAGCUGCCUAGUAAGCGAGAGAUUUUUGUGGCCAUAAAAAGUCUAAAAGCUGGCUACUCAGAGAAACAAAGAAGAGACUUCUUGAGCGAAGCAAGCAUCAUGGGACAGUUUGAUCAUCCCAACAUAAUCCGGCUAGAGGGAGUUGUCACGAAGUGUAAACCAGUGAUGAUUAUUACAGAAUAUAUGGAAAACGGAUCAUUAGAUUCAUUCCUUAAGAAACAUGAUGGACAGUUUACAGUUAUCCAGCUAGUUGGAAUGCUGAGAGGUAUUGCAUCUGGAAUGAAAUAUCUUUCUGACAUGAACUAUGUGCAUAGGGACCUUGCAGCCAGAAACAUUCUCGUCAAUGGUAAUCUUGUGUGCAAGGUCUCAGAUUUUGGUCUUUCUAGAGUGCUGGAAGAUGACCCAGAAGCUGCAUACACCACAAGGGGUGGUAAAAUCCCAAUCAGAUGGACAUCUCCAGAGGCCAUUGCUUACCGCAAAUUUACUUCAGCCAGUGAUGUCUGGAGCUAUGGUAUUGUCAUGUGGGAGGUGAUUUCAUAUGGUGAACGACCAUACUGGGAAAUGUCUAAUCAAGAUGUAAUAAAAGCAAUAGAUGAAGGCUAUCGAUUGCCUGCCCCAAUGGACUGCCCAAUUGUUCUACACCAAUUAAUGCUAGACUGCUGGGAGAAGAGUCGAAGUGACAGGCCCAAGUUUGGCCAGAUUGUCAACACCCUGGACAAACUAAUCCGCAACCCAAGCAGCUUGAAGCAAUUAGCCAACAGUUCAGUCUGGCAAGACCCCACAACUCCAGACUUUCCUGUGAAUACAGUGGAAGACUGGCUAAAUGCUGUAAAGAUGGGACAAUACAAAGACAUCUUCAGUGCUGCUGGAUACAUUACACUGGAUUCAGUAAUGUACCUAAGCGCCAGUGAAUUGGAUAAGAUUGGCAUCACCUUAGCUGGCCAUCAGAAGAAAAUCCUUUCAAGUAUACAGAGCCUCCAAACACAAGGACCACACCUCCAAGUAUAACAUUACCCAGCAACACAUUAUGAGUUCAUUAUGAUGUUUUGUUGCUCCUAGCUUAAAGCUUCACUGUACAGAUUGGUCUGGAUAGAACUUGUGCUUAGAACUUUGGCUUCCGUGUACAAAAAAAAAAAAAAAAAAGAGGAAAAAAGAGGAAAAAAGGAGUGAAAAUGCUGAUCUAUAUUAGGUCUUAAUGAUAGUGGUGAUGGAAUUACUCAAACAGGUCACUCUUAAUGAAGUUAUUAUAUCAUGAAGUUGCAACAGACUACCUUUAACAGUUUUUGGAGGAUUAGUAUUUUCACCAUUUUUCAAUCUGCUGAAUACAUUCAUGAGAAUCAUCAUCUCUGCUCAAGAGAAGACCUACACAACUCAUCUGAAUGUACUGCUAUGACACCUAAAUUCAGUACUGCCUCACCUUUGGUCCCACUUCAGAAAGCGUUAAGACAUGGAAGUGUUCGAUUGAAUGUCCCACAAGAUGACAACGCUGGCAUCACUGGCAUUUUCUACUAGUAAAGAAAAUGUAAAUUCAAAUAUCCACCCACUUUCUAGUCUUUGGUUGGCAUUCAAUGUUGGCUUUACAGAAUGCAGCCACCAGAUGACUUUUGGUAUUAUUUUCUCAGAUGUGAAAGGUGUUUUCAUUUUAAUAGAAUAAAGUUAGUCUUUAAUUAUUAGAGAAGUGAACAGAAAGGCCUAUGUAUUGUGCUUUCAGAUAAUGUUAAAGUUCUAUAUUGCUGCACAAGAUCUAACAACAGAACCAUUAAAAAAAACUUGUCUUUCACAUUUAUAUUCUAAAUCAUGCAAUAAGUUUAAAUACCUUUAAUUUACUGUCCACUUAUUCAAACAUACAAAUGUCUCCCAAGCUCAUUAACAUUCACCUAAACUGGAAGUAAUUGUUACUAUUUUAUGUUAUUACACUCCACACAUUGUUAAUGUAUAUAUAAAAAGUUUAUGUGCAAUUCCCCGCAGGUUUUUUUAGCACUUUGAAAUUCAUGUUUUAUUAACAUGCUCGUGCAUCAAUCGAGCCAUACACUGUUUCCAAAUCAGUUUCUAAGAUAUUUAUUCAAUCUAAUUAAAAAAAUAAUGAAUGGCAAACUAUCUGCUACUUUUUUUCUCAUACUGUAUACAUACACCUUAUAGAAACUGUACAUUCUGUAUGAGUGCUAACACUGGUAUGCAAAGCAAAAGAUGAGGCAUUUACUGUAUUUUCUGGGAAAUUACCUUACGCACGAUUUCUGCAUAAUUCAACAUCAGUUUGAUUGAUUGAUACAUAGUGCUUAGUCUACAGUGUACAAAUAUAUAGUAACUCCUUUUUCUUUUAAUUAAAACUAUAUAUCAAGUAAAUGUAGGUUUGCUUAGUUUUCUGAUGUACCUUUUAACAUGUGAAAGUAUAUAUUUUUUUUAUUAAACUUCUGGGUUUUUACAAAUAUCGGCAGUAAUGCACAGGACGAAAUUCCACUCAUAGCAGAUUACAUACAGUAGGCUGGCUUGGGCUUUUGUAUUGACUUCCAAUUUAAAUUACCUUUUUGUUUGGUAGUUUCUACACUUUCUAGGGCCAAUCAUCCUGUUUCAGUUCUGAAUUAAAGCACAGUUCCUGUUUUCAAGUAGUAUCUUUGCCCAAUUAGAUUUGUUUUCCUGUGUAUGUACGUG
This is a messenger RNA of Erpetoichthys calabaricus (reedfish), 4635 nucleotides long. It is a transcript of the gene epha4b, whose product is annotated as eph receptor A4b. The coding region runs from base 175 to 2994 and encodes 939 amino acids. Gene Ontology annotation, cellular component: plasma membrane; neuron projection. The record is from RefSeq and is a predicted model, not a curated record. Lineage: Eukaryota; Metazoa; Chordata; Cladistia; Polypteriformes; Polypteridae. The transcript has 17 exons. Gene Ontology annotation, molecular function: transmembrane-ephrin receptor activity; ATP binding; protein binding. Gene Ontology annotation, biological process: protein phosphorylation; cell surface receptor protein tyrosine kinase signaling pathway; axon guidance.